This is a messenger RNA of Bombina bombina (fire-bellied toad), 2820 nucleotides long. It is a transcript of the gene TMEM168, whose product is annotated as transmembrane protein 168. The coding region runs from base 329 to 2428 and encodes 699 amino acids. The transcript is spliced from 6 exons. NCBI's taxonomy places the organism in Eukaryota, Metazoa, Chordata, Amphibia, Anura, Bombinatoridae. The record is from RefSeq and is a predicted model, not a curated record.
GUUAAGAGCUUUCUAAUAGAUUUUUUCUUUGUGUCCCGGAUUCCAUAUUUACAUUAAUUGCCUUUUCAACCAAAACAAUUGUCAGUAAAUGGUCGGGGAUUUAUUGUAAAGUGACCCUGUGAUUGAAGUUUGAAGAAUGGUUGCUUUUGACAGAACUGGGGUGCAGUAAUGUGUCUGAAGGAAAGAGUCUGCAUUUGUGGUCCUAUAUUCUUAAAGGUCAGUCGAGGAAAUGGUGAAAAUACAGCCUCAACUUGCUAACUUCUCAGAAUUAAAUAUUAUUAUAGUUUAACUACAAUUUAUUUAGAUAAUCCCCUUAGUAACAGUUUACAUGUGCAGGUCACUUCGUUACUGUGUUAGUCAUUGUCUGUAUGCAGCAAUGACCAAACUAGAAGAAGCCAACCGGGAAGUCAACAUGCAUUCUUCAGUCAGGUAUUUGGGAUACUUUGCAAAAAUAACCUUGCUGGUGGCAAUAUGCAUGGGACUAUUUGUCAGAUGGGAACAGACAAAGGAUGCAUUGAUACUGGUGAUAUUUAUAUUAGGACUCUUCAUUCUUGGGAUUGCUAGUAUCUUGUACUAUUAUUUUUCAAUGGAAUCAGCUAGCGUAGGCAUUUCCAAUCUUUGGUUUGGAUUUCUACUUGGCCUUCUUUGUUUUAUUGACAACACAACAUUCAAAUAUGAUGGUAAAGAAGAAGCAACAAAAUACUUACUACUUUCCUCCAUAAUUUUAAAAUCUUUGUGUGCUUUGGUGGAGAGGGUUUGUGGAUGUGUUCGACAUCGCCCCACGCUACUGACUUCCUCCGAGUUCUUGGAGCUGAUUGGUUUCGCAAUAGCAAGUACCAUCAUGCUGGUUGAAAAGUCUAUAAGCAUUAUCCUACUAGUAGCUGCAUUUUCCAUGAUAAUCAUUGACUUGAGGAUGAAAUCCUUUCUUGCUAUUUCAAAUCUGGUGAUUUUUGCAGUUCUGACCCCUUUAUUAUUUUUUCCAUCUUUGGAAAUUCCUGUAAACCCAUAUGCCUUAUCUUGUUUUUUUUGCUUAAUUAUAAGUGAGCCACUUCUUGAUGUUUAUUUCAGUGGGCUCUCUGUCACAGAACGAUGGAAACCAUAUCUGUAUCGUGGAAAAAUGUGCAGAAGAUUCUCUGUAAUUUCAAUUGGGUUAAUUGAACUUAUCUUUUUAGUGCUAGCUGCCUUAAAACUACGGGACUUGCAGCAAUGGUAUUUUGUUAUUCCCGGAUUUUCAAUCUUUGGCAUUUUUUGGUUGAUAUGUCACAUUAUAUUUUUAAUUACUCUGUGGGGUUUCCAUACCAAACUCAAUGAAUGUCAUAAGGUCUAUUACAACCACAGACGGGAUAACAGCCUGGACAGGGUCAUGGCUUCAAAGGGAAUGCGACAUUUCUGCCUAAUUUCUGAACGUCUGGUGUUUUUUAGUCUUCUGGCAACAGGAAUACUUGGAGCUGUAUCCUGGCAGCCAUCCAAUGGGAUUUUUAUGAGUGUGUUCCUGAUUGUGUUACCUCUGGAGUCCAUGGCACAUGGUCUGUUUCAUGAACUAGGCAGCUGCUUGGGAGGGACAAGCAUUGGAUAUGCAGUUGUGAUCCCCACUAAUUUCUGCAGCCCUAAUGGACAACCCAUGCUCCUUCCUCCAGAACAUGUACAGGAAUUAAAUUUGAGAUCAACAGGGAUGCUUAACUCUAUCCAGAGAUUCUUUGCUACACACAUGAUAGAAACCUAUGGUUGUGACUAUUCUACAAGUGGGCUUAAUUUUGACACUCUUCAUACAAAGCUGAAAUCCUUUCUGGAGCUAAGAACAUCAGAUGGACCUAGGCAUGAUACCUACAUAAUAUACUAUAGUGGACACUCCCAUAGCUCUGGCGAAUGGGCAUUAGCUGGUGGUGAAACUUUACGGUUUGAAACACUUCUGGAAUGGUGGAGAGAGAAAAACAGUGCCUUUUGUUCCCGACUUAUUAUUGUAUUAGACACUGAAAGCUCUCUACCAUGGGUUAAAGAGGUUCGAAAAGUUAAUGAUCAGUACAUCGCUGUCCAAGGAGCAGAGAUGGCCAGGGUUGUGGACAUUGAAGAAGCAGAUCCUCCUCAACUGGGAGAUUUCACUAAAGAAUGGGUGGAGUAUAAUUGUAACCCUGACAAUAAUAUAAGUUGGUCUGAAAAGGGACGUACUGUAAAAGCGGUAUAUGGGGUGUCAAAACAUUGGAGUGAUUACACUCUUCAUUUACCAACCGGGAGUGAUGUUACUAAGCACUGGAUGAUUUAUUUUCCUCGUGUGACAUACCCACUUGUUCAUUUAGCGAAUUGGUGCGGGACACUUAACAUGUUCUGGUUUUGCAAAGUCUGUUACAAAUGCUUAAAAAGGUUAAAACUCAAUUGGUUUCUUCCAUCAGUGCUUGACACCGGUCAAGGAUUUAAGCUAGUUAAAUCCUAAUUAUCAUCCAAAGAUAAGUAAAUUGAAUUACUUAUGGCAGUAAACUUUACAAAUGUAUGUUUUAUAUAUUUUUAUAUUAACCUGUAAGAAUUUGUACAAAUACAGCAGCCGCUCCACUUCUCAUCUAUAACAGGGAGAAUACUGUUAAUCAAAUUGCAUUUUGUUACUGAUAUUUGUGACUCUCCUGACGAUAAUGACCAGAUUACUGGUCCGUGUAUUCUGCUUUUUAAAAAAAACAAAGCAAAAAAAACAAAGACGAUAGAUAUGUACAGAGACUCUAUAUAUAAGUUAUAAACUGUUUGUAGAUGUCAUUGUUGAAAUUAUUAAUGCAAGUGCCAUAAUUUAUCAACCUUUUUUUAAGCAAUUAAAUGCUAUUGGUUUGAUAUUUUUAA